This is a messenger RNA of Brassica napus (rape), 1320 nucleotides long. RefSeq names its product expansin-A7. Lineage: Eukaryota; Viridiplantae; Streptophyta; Magnoliopsida; Brassicales; Brassicaceae. Gene Ontology annotation, biological process: plant-type cell wall organization. The coding region runs from base 417 to 1208 and encodes 263 amino acids. The record is from RefSeq and is a predicted model, not a curated record. Gene Ontology annotation, cellular component: extracellular region. The transcript is spliced from 3 exons.
AAAAAAAAUCAUUGGAAAGAAAUUCAUUACAAUUGUGUGAAUGUAGUGUAUAAUAUUCAUAGACGCACGUAGGAGAUUGGAUAAGGUCGGUACAAGAACCGCCUAUAGAACCUGCUCGCACGUCAAUUUGAAAACUUGUAAUAUAUUCUUAAACUUCACUUAAACAAUAAUUUGACUUGUUUUCUCUAGUGAUUUUUUAAUAGUUCUAUUGCAAAAAUUCAACGAAAUGAAACCAAUUUCAUUCAGUACGGACAAACGUCUACAUUAAACACACAGAAAAUGAAUCAUGGCCCUCACGUAGUCACCACUACUAUCGUUGAAAAGCCCCAUCUAUAUAACUCUGGCGCUAAGUCGAUUACUUCAUCAACAAACAAACCAAAAAGACCAACCCAUCGAAAACAAAAAGGAUACAAAAGAUGGGUCCAGUCUCAAGUUCUUGGAGCUUCAACAAAUUCUUUGCUAUAGUUUUCGUCGUCUUCGCUAUCUCUGGUGAGUUUGUCGCCGGAUAUUACAAGCCCAGCCCGUGGAGAUACGCUCAUGCCACUUUCUACGGCGACGAAACCGGUAGUGAAACCAUGGGUGGUGCAUGUGGGUAUGGAAACCUGUUUAACAGCGGAUACGGCUUGGCCACAGCUGCGCUAAGCACGACAUUGUUCAAAGACGGUUACGGAUGCGGCCAAUGUUUCCAAAUAAUGUGUGUGAAGUCGAAACAUUGUUACUAUGGAAACCCAUCGACGGUGGUCACAGCCACUAACCUUUGCCCUCCUAAUUGGUACCAAGAUUCCAACAAUGGUGGUUGGUGCAACCCUCCUAGAACCCAUUUCGAUAUGGCUAAACCUGCUUUCAUGAAGCUCGCUAACUGGAAGGCCGGUAUCAUCCCUGUUGCAUACCGCAGAGUCGCAUGCAAAAGGAGUGGAGGUAUGAGGUUUCAGUUCCAAGGCAAUGCUUAUUGGCUUCUCAUCUUCGUCAUGAAUGUUGGCGGUGCCGGAGACAUAAAGAGCAUGGCCGUGAAAGGUAGUCGGACUAAUUGGAUAAGCAUGAGCCACAACUGGGGGGCUUCUUACCAAGCCUUUUCCUCUCUCUAUGGUCAGUCCCUCUCUUUCCGGGUCACUUCUUACACAACCGGUGAAACCGUCUAUGCUUGGAACGUUGCUCCGUCUAACUGGAACGCUGGCAUGACUUACAAGAGUAGUGCCAAUUUCCGCUAAAAUCAAUUACAGCUUUUUCUCUUGUAAUGAUUUUUCCCUUCUGAUUUUAUUUUGUUGCUUUUGUGACUUUAAGAAGUUUCGGUGGCCUUUUUGUUGUGGGAUUAUAUAUAGG